This is a messenger RNA of Oryzias melastigma (Indian medaka), 2702 nucleotides long. It is a transcript of the gene ghrhra, whose product is annotated as growth hormone releasing hormone receptor a. The record is from RefSeq and is a predicted model, not a curated record. The transcript is spliced from 13 exons. Gene Ontology annotation, molecular function: G protein-coupled peptide receptor activity; peptide hormone binding; vasoactive intestinal polypeptide receptor activity. Lineage: Eukaryota; Metazoa; Chordata; Actinopteri; Beloniformes; Adrianichthyidae. Gene Ontology annotation, biological process: cell surface receptor signaling pathway; adenylate cyclase-modulating G protein-coupled receptor signaling pathway. Gene Ontology annotation, cellular component: plasma membrane. Bases 440 to 1636 code for a protein of 398 amino acids.
CCUGCAUCCUUCGAGGCUGUGAUCAAUCAGAGACGGAAUCAGCGGGAGGAUUCGCGGGGCUGCACGGGGGAGUUUGAUUGCUUUGCGCGUGACUUUGCAGAAGACAUCCUGACAAAAGACAACUUCCCAUCAGGCCGCAGCUAUUUUAGGAACUGGGUGUCAACACGCCCACUGCCAAACUAUUGUAGUUUUGGGAAGAAACGGUUUCUGAGCCCCGUUUUCCUCACAUUUACGCACGAACUGCUGCGAGAAGGAACAGCCUCGCGCGCGAGUCUGACGCACGCUUGCGUCUUUAUUUCCAGGGAGAAGCAAUUCAUCCGGAUUGCGCCAUCAUCUCCCAGCACCUGAGGGCUCGAGAGGUUUGCAGUCAGAGGAGGAGGACCGAGGCGCGAAACCGAAGCGACCACAGCGAUUAAGGUGAAGAAUUUCCACCUCUAAGAUGGACCGCUCCUCACAUCUGCUGUGUGCAAACCGCUGGGUAACCAGGAAAAAUCCCGGAUGUAGAACGGAGUGGGACGAGAUCGGAUGCUGGUUAAAAGCUGAAGUGGGUCAGGUGGUGAACCUGUCCUGUUCGGAAGUCUUCCAGCAUUUUUCCAGCAAUCAAGGAUUUGUGUACAGGAACUGUAAUGUCGACGGCUGGUCGGACAUGUAUCCACCCUAUGACGAAGCGUGUGAUUUUAGUGACGAUAAUGAGCCUGAAUCUGAGACGAGCUACCUCUACACAUUCAGACAGGUGUACACUGUAGGCUACGCCACCUCGCUCAUCUCCCUCAUUACCGCCAUCGUGGUGUUUGCCGCCUUCAGGAAGUUCCACUGCACCAGAAACUACAUCCACAUCAACCUCUUCUCUUCGUUCGUCCUGAGAGCCAGCGCCGUGUUCAUUAAGGACGCAGUGCUGUUUGCAGAUGAGACUCUGGACCACUGCUCCAUGUCCACGACUGCCUGCAAGUCGGCCGUGGCGUUCUUCCAGUUCAGCAUUCUGGCCAAUUACUUCUGGCUGCUGGUGGAGGGCAUGUAUCUGCAGACCCUGCUGGCGCUCACGUUCGUCUCGCAGAGGAAAUACUUCUGGUGGUACAUCCUGAUAGGAUGGGGACUCCCAUCAGUGGUUCUGGUUCUUUGGGUUCUGACCAGAUUCUUCUACGACGACAGAGGAUGCUGGGACGACACGGACAAUGUGGGCAUAUGGUGGAUCAUUAAAGGACCAAUCACAGCCUCCCUGCUGGUCAACAUUUUCAUCUUCAUCAACGUCAUCCGGAUUCUGGUCCAGAAGCUGAAAUCUUCAGCCAUGGCGGGAAACAACGACACGGGACACUUCAUGAGGCUGGCUAAAUCCACUCUGUUCCUCAUCCCUCUGUUUGGGAUGCACUACACUGUGUUUGCCUUCCUGCCCGAGAACACCGGAGUGGCAGCCAGACUCUACAUUGAGCUGGGCCUGGGAUCCUUCCAGGGGUUUGUGGUGGCGCUCCUUUAUUGCUUCAUGAAUGCAGAGGUCCAGACGGAGCUCCGGAAGUGGAUGUGGAAGUGUCACAGUCCAAACCAUCUCACUCCUGCGAAGAGGAGCAUCACCCAGAUCACAAUCCGAACCCGGGGAGAGUUCGGCCUCCCCCCCUCCAGUGCCAACAUCUCCUCUGUGUGACUCCAGACACACAAAGUAUUUCUGAAUGUGAAACAAAACAGAAAAGGACCAUAACAAUCUCUACAACAAUAGCGCUGAAUUGGAUUCCUGUCAGUGAGAACAUGCGACUACAGAGAGGCUGCGUGGGAUCACAGACAGACGUCUGCAUCCUUCAUGUCUGCGUCUGCGCAGUUCAGCGAGGAGGCUGCACCGAUUCCAGAGCCGGACAGGACGCUCUCCUGUUGUACCUAAUCUCUGCAGACAUUAUGGUGCCAUUGUGCCAGUAUUAUUGUAAGUCAUUAGAGGCGGAGCUUAGUCUCCCUACAGAAUCAGAAAACAAACAAAUACAGAUUUUAUCAAGACGUAUUCAGACCUUUUGAAAGAACAUGCUGCACUAAAAAGAGCCUCUUGUCAUCUCUGCGUCGACGACGUUAAAAGGAUCAAUGUGUGUCUAAAUGUUUGUGUGAAGGUAUUUGUUCAAAGUUUGUCUUUAAAUCGUCUUUGUGAACAUUUGGCAUGUCCGCCUGAUUUCUGUUUCGUCGUAAUUGUGUAAUCUAAUCUUACAGUCAAAAUAAUUCUUAUUUAGACGUGCAUGGUGAAGUGGGAUUGGUGUAGCCGAGGGAACCCAGUCAAAUGUUCUGUAGAACUUACUGGAUCCAGAACUGCUCCAGAGUAAUGCAGCGAUUAGAACGGCUUUACUACACGUUUCUGUGAUAAAUACACAUGAAAAUAUAUAUUUAUGGUUUUAGUUUUCUCCCUCUGUGGUAAAUUCAAAGUAUUUUUUGUUCCUUCUAGGGCCUAAAACUAUUAUUAAGACAUAUUGCUGCAUUAUUGAAGUGCCACGUUUAGUAAAACUCAAAAGAAAAAAAGACUGUUGCAAACUGUGAAGCACGGCAGUGGAAGUAUGGUGGUUUGGGCUUAGUUAGUAGCUAAAACAUUGAGUCACAUCCUAAUAAACAUUUGGGUAAGCCUCUAAAGUUGAUGAAAUGUCCUCACCUGUCGGGGGUGUCAUCAAUCAAACCAUCAAACAUGAGAUGUAUUUCUUUAGACAUUGUGACAGAAUCUGUCAAAUAAAUAAAUAAUUAUU